CUUCGUCACGUGACAUCAGAAGUUUUUAAAGCCACACAUCUGAGUACUGUAUCGUCCAAGACCCAACUCCUGUGAUUUCGUACCAGUUGCAUCACAAAAUAUACCCAGACAGAGGGAGGACAAUGUAUGAAAAUGUUCCAACAGUCUCCACAGUGGAGCGCCAGCAGGUGCUGCAGGCCUUGGAGCGGCUCCAGGCUAAGAUGGCCCAGAGGGAGGAGUGGACCCACAGUGAGAGGCUGGGGGUGCUGAGGGACGCCCUACAGAGCCCACUGCUAGGACACAUCCUCACGCUGCAGCACUCCAUCAAACAACUCAAAGACCAGCUGAACUGCAUGCCUCCCGACACCUGCAGUGAGUUCAGCUUCUCCAGGAAGGGCCAGCUGAUCGUCAGUGCCAGCCGCCCGGCCAGCAGCCUGUGCACAUCCGGCCCCGGCUCGGUGCUGUCCAACGGCUCAGCCCUCUCCUCAGUGGGUCUCCGCUCCCCCGACCAGCUCCAGAGAUGGCUCGGCGCUGCCGCCAAGGGGAGGCCAACUGAGCACAUCAGCCUGCCCAAGCCCCUGUCUGGAAGCCUGGGCUUCAGUGUGGUAGGCCUGAGGCCCGAGGGGACUGGGGGCCACGGGGUCUUCAUCAGACAGGUCCAGCCUGGGAGCAUCGCACACAGGGAUGGGCGCAUGCUGGAGAACGACCAGAUCCUGGUGAUCAACGGGACCCCCCUGGACCAGAGUGUCACCCAGCAGCAGGCCAUCACUCUGCUGCAGCAGCCUGGGGACAGAGUGGAGCUGGUGGUGGCCCGGAACCCAUCAACUGCCACACAGCACACGCCACUGCUCCCGCCCGGACCCAUCAUUCAGAAUGAGCAGUGGGGCCAUGUGGAGGAGAUAGAGCUGGUGAACGACGGCUCGGGCCUGGGCUUCGGUAUUGUUGGAGGCAAGGCCACAGGAGUGGUGGUGAGGACCCUGGUGCCAAACAGUGUGGCUGAUAAGGAUGGGCGUCUGCGUACCGGCGACCACAUCCUGCGUAUCGGGGAGACCCCCACGUGGGGCCUGGCCAGUGACCAGGUGGUCAAGGUGCUGCAGGGCUGCGGGAGCCGUGUGCGCAUGCUCAUCGCCCGUGACCCCUCGGGACAGCCCUCCACCUCCUUGCCGCCCCCUCCCCCGCCCGCCGCCAGUCCCGUUUCAGCCCUGCCCCCACUGCCUGAAGUCGGACCCAAGCGCAGGCUCAGCAGGACUCCCAACCUGGAGGGUUAUGAGAUCCAAGAAGUGCCUCUGAUGAAGAAGGAGGGCCAGAGCCUGGGCAUCUCCAUCAUCGGUUACAAUGCCUUUACCAGUGAAGACGCGUUGGGAGUGUUUGUGAAGAACGUAGUUCCUGGGAGUGCAGCUGAGCAGAGCGGAAACAUCCGCAUCCACGACAGGAUCAUAGCGAUGGACGGGGUGAGCCUGCAGGGCUUCACUAACCAGGAYGUUCUGGAGGUGAUGAAGCAGACGGGCCAGAUGGUCCACCUCACCCUGGCCAGGAAGAUGGCCUCGCCCAGACCCUCACUGGAGAGGUCCCUGGACAAAGUCCAGAGAGAGCCGUCCCGUGUGUCUCUGAAGAGGUCUGCAGAGAUCAAAGCUCGGUCAUCAGACCUGCAGAGGGCCUCCAGCGUGGCCUCCAGCGUGGCCCCCCUACUGGAGCCCACUGAGACACUUCUGAUGAGCACCAGCAGAACACAGCUGGCCAGUGCUAUGGAGGGAGUCUCUCUGUCUGAGCUGGAGCUGAGGGCCAAAUGGGAGCAGGCCCUGGGGCCAGAGUACGACGUUCUGGUGGUUGAACUGGACCCUGUCAUCGAAGAUGACGCUGAGCUACAGAAGUACUCCAAGCUUCUUCCCAUCCACACCAUGCGCCUGGGGGUCGAGUUGGACUCGUUCGACGGCCACCACUACGUCUCUUCUGUGGCCCCUGAGGGCCCCGUGGCCAAACACGGGCUCCUGAGACCAGAGGACGAACUACUGGAGGUGAACGGGGUGCAGCUGUACGGCAAGUCGAGGCGCGAGGCAGUGGCGUUCCUGCGUGAGGUGCCCCCUCCCUUCACCCUGGUGUGCUGCAGACACCUGACAGAGGACGACUCAGACUAUCAACCAGACCGCCAAGACGAGUGGCGCUCGCCCAGCCCUGCCGUCAGCUUGUCUGAGCUUGAAGCCAAGCUGUCCUCUGUGUUGAUAAGUCAGGCCUACCUCCGGGACAAUGACAGUGAACAACCUCAGGACCACGUGACCCUGCAGGAGGUGUCGGAUGAGGAGCCGGAGGAGCCAGCGCCCACGUACCCCAGCCACCAGGAGGAGAUGCAGCAGGGGAAGAGAGGGGAAGAGGAGGAGGAGGAGGAGGAUGAAGAGGGAGAGCUGGCUCUGUGGUCCCCAGACAUUCAGUUGUUGGAGCUGGAGAAGGGAGAGAGAGGCCUGGGCUUCAGCAUCCUGGACUACCAGGAUCCUCUGGACGUUGCGCGCUCCGUCAUCGUCAUCCGCUCACUGGUGCCCGGCGGCGUGGCAGAGUGCCAUGGGGGCGUGCUCCCCGGGGACCAGCUGGUGUUUGUCAACGACACCUACCUGGACACGUGCACCCUGCCCCAGGCCGUGGAGGUGCUCAAGGCCGCCCCAUCUGGAACCGUCUACUUGGGCAUCUGCAAGCCAUUAGUGAUGGAAGGAGCAGAGGAGAGGGGACAUGGGGACCUGGCGCUCCGGAGGACAGAGGGACAGAGCAAGGGCCGAGAGGAGAGUGUGUCCCUCUUGCUUACACACUCACUUCUGCCUGUUUCCAAGGGCUUUACUGAUGGCUCCAUCCUCCCGGAGGAUCUUGGACAGGAAGAGGACGAACCCGAGCUGAUCCUGGACGGUAGCUUCCCUCGCUACACCUCACCUUUGACCCCUGCCUUAACCAUUAACCCCACCCCCACCUUGACCACUAGGAGCCUUAACCCCACCCCAACUCCCACCUUGACGCCCAGCCCAAUGGGAGAGGAGAGGGAGAUGGCCGUGGAUGAUGAAGAGGAGGUUGGAGUGGAGGUGGAGGUUAGGGAGGGGCAGGUGGUGGACUCCUACCCCAGAAAACCCCCACCUUCGUGGGGAGAGUGGGAGAGAGACAACGGAGGCCCCGUCCUGCCGGCCUCUGUCCACUCUGGAGCUCAGGAAAAGUUUUGCCCUCCUAAACAGGUGGAGGAGGUGGAGGAGAUGCCCAAUCCAGACCUGCAGCCCAGAGCCCUUCUUGACCAGCUCACUCUGGGUCAGUCUGUGGACUCCUGGGUGGAGACGGGUGGGGACAGUGAGGCAGACUCAGACUCCAGGAACGGAGGAUCAGAACUCACCCUGACUGACACGGACACCGACUCGGUGCGUUUGGUUGACACGGAGAGGAGGAAGAGGAGGGGCCAGGGUGGAGGAGGKGGACACAGUGAUCUACCUGAGAGGGAGGAAGGAGAGGGAGAGGAAACCCCUGCGUUCAGCCACUGGGGACCGCCACGCAGAGUGGAGGUGUGGCAGGAAGAGGGCGAGUCCCUUGGCAUAAGCAUUGUGGGCGGGCACAGCGUCAUCAAGAGACUGAAGAAUGGAGAGGAACUCAAGGGCAUCUUCAUCAAACAGGUACUGCCGGAGAGCCCAGCGGGACGCACUUGCGUGCUGAAGACCGGGGACAAGAUAUUGCAGGUAUCAGGUGUGGACCUCCAGAACGCCAGCCAUGAGGNAUGCGUCCAGGCCAUCAAGGCAGCUCCCAGUCCCGUGGUCUUCAUCGUCCAGAGCCUCACUGCCACGCCGCGGGUAAACACACCACACACACACACACACACACACGUCUGUGUGGAGGUAGAGAGGAAGAGAGGAGGCGCCCCUCCCCCGAUGAGACUCCCCCCGCCCUACCGGCCCCCCAGUCAGCUGACAGAGGAGCAGGACGAGGAGCUGGAGGAGGCCAAAGAGCGGAUCAGGCUGCGCUACGGGGAGCUGUGCGGGGAGCUGCUGUGUGUGGAGCUGGACAAAGAGCGCCAGGGCCUGGGCCUGAGCCUGGCGGGCAACCGCGACCGCUCCUGCCUCAGUAUCUUCGUGGUGGGCAUCAGCCCCGGGGGCCCCGCUGCCAAAAACGGAAACAUCCGUGUUGGGGACGAGCUGCUGGAGAUCAACAACCAGGUCCUGUAUGGCCGCAGCCACCUGAACGCCUCCGCUAUCAUUAAGAGCUCCUCGUCCAAGGUCAAGAUUAUCCUCAUCAGGAAUGAAGAUGCUAUCAACCAGAUGGCCGUUCCCCCCUUCCCAACUCCACCUUCUGUCCUCUCCUCCACUGAGGCUCAUCCCCCCACACCACCAGCAGCAGCAGRGGUAUCAGCCUUGGCCCCCACAGAGAAGCCCCAACCUCCAGAGAGCCUGGUCCUCAGCAGGGGCCCCCUGGAGUCCUCCAUCUCCAUCAGCAAGGGGCAGUCCAGUGUCGGCUCCAGUGGGAGCACAGCUACGGAGCUCAUCUCCAGAGAAGCAACACUGAAGAGCCUCCGAGAGGGAGAGACCGCCUCCAAGAAGCUCAAGGCCUCUGAGAAGGGGGCUGAGUCUUCGGAGAGUGUGCCUGUGCCGGAUGCCAAGGCCCUCCUGGAGCAGACUGCCAGCCUGUCCAAGGUCUCGCAGAGCUCCAGUAAGGUGCCAAUGGUGAGCGGUGUGGACGGAGGGCUGGUGUCCCCCCAUGCCGCCUCCCUGCCCUCCUGCACCGGUCCAGACUUUGAGUACUGCAGCAAAGUAGACCCAGCCACGUGUCCUAUCGUUCCAGGCCAGGAGGUAGUCAUAGAGAUCGCCAAGGGUCGCUCUGGCCUGGGCCUCAGCAUCGUAGGGGGCAAAGAUACACAGCUGGAUGCCAUAGUGAUCCAUGAGGUUUAUGAGGAGGGGGCGGCGGCACGGGAUGGACGACUCUGGGCUGGAGAUCAGAUCCUGGAGGUGAAUGGCGUGGACCUGCGCAGCGCGGCCCACGAGGACGCCAUUACAGCCCUGCGGCAGACCCCGGCCAAGGUGCGUCUGACGGUGCUACGAGACGAGGCGCAGUACCGCGACGAGGAGAACCUGGACGUGUUCAGUGUGGAACUGCAGAAGAAGGCCGGCCGCGGCCUGGGCCUCAGUAUCGUCGGCAAGAGGAACGGCACCGGGGUGUUCAUCUCGGACGUGGUGAAAGGGGGCGCCGCCGAGCUGGACGGCCGACUGAUGCAGGGGGACCAGAUCCUCUCUGUCGACGGCGAUGACAUGAGGCAGGCCUCGCAGGAGACGGUGGCGGCCAUUCUCAAGUGCGCCAGGGGGAUGGUGCUCCUAGAGCUGGGCCGACUGAAGGCUGCCUCCUGGAUCUCUUCCAGACACACCUCCCAGGGAAGCCAGACUCGCCGGAGGAGAGUGUGUGCGGCCAUUCUCACCCCUGCUGCCUGGGAGCUUGCAUGCAAAAGCUCAGUCACACUGACUCACCCUGGCUGCUGUGUCAUUAAUACCCACUGUCUCACCUCCUCCUCCUCGCUCCAUUCAUCUCAUGCAUGGGAGCCAAAAUGGCCGCCUGCUGGACGUUUACCAGACUCAUUCGGGUGUCAACUGUGUGUCAGUGACUCACUCACCUUGCCCAAAACAAACUCGCUGCCACCGGGCAGCAUGCCUCAGUGUGUGUUUUUUCUCCUGACUGGAUCACAGCUGUUUCCCCUCCCUCUCUCCCUCCCACAGAUGAGCCACGUGAUUGCCAACAGCACAAUCGCCACGCCCCACCCCCCGCUAAACUCCACCCCUUCCACCUCUCAGCUCCUCAACAACGCCAGGAAGCCCAUGACGGAGAGCAUGACCUCAUCAAAGAGCGCAGGAGCAGAGAUGGGUGUGCGCACUGUGGAGAUCACGCGGGGUCCUACUGAUGCGUUGGGGAUCAGUAUAGCUGGGGGGAAGGGCAGUCCUCUUGGGGAUAUCCCCAUCUUCGUGGCUAUGAUCCAGGCCAACGGGGUGGCAGCCAAGACACACAGGCUCAAGGUAGGAGACAGGAUCGUGAGUAUUAACGCUCAGUCUCUGGAUGGCCUGUCCCAUGGGGAUGUGGUCACCAUGCUGAAGAAUGCCUACGGCAGCAUCAUUCUCCAGGUSAUCGCCGACACCAACAUCAGUGCCAUAGCCAGUCAGGUGGAGAGUAUGUCCACUAGCACCAGCCUUCCCAACAGCCCAGACACACAGCCAGGGGAGCCAGAGGCCCCCAAGCCCAAGAAUAUCUCUCUUGAGAAGGGUUCUGACGGCCUGGGCUUCAGCAUCGUAGGGGGCUUCGGAAGCCCUCAUGGAGACCUGCCCAUCUACAUCAAGACUGUCUUCAGCAAGGGGGCAGCGGCGGUGGACGGGCGUCUGAAGAGGGGUGACCAGAUUCUGUCAGUAAACGGAGAGAGUCUGGAGGGGGCCACCCACGAACUGGCCGUGGCCAUACUGAAGAGACAGAGGGGGGCCGUCACUCUGGAAGUCCUCUCUUAGCUCACACACACACCUAUACCCCCACUGGCAAAGCGACCAUUAUGGGGUUGAACUGGUUUCAACUUUCCAACGUGCAAAAAAAAAAACAAGACUCUGUUCCGUUAAGUUGGCCAACAUCUGAUGCCCAUCUUCACCCUUAUAAACAGCCCAUUAACGAGAAGGGGGCAUUGGUUCUGGAAGGAUUCGGGUCACUAGGUGGCACUGCCAAGGAGAGCCCUGCCCUGUAGCGAUGUAGAGAGAGAACAUGUGUGUCGCACUGCGUUCAGCUGUGCCCUCAAGUGAACCACGAGAAAUAAGAGGACUAUAUCUGGGGGGCUGCAGGAAGUAGUGACACCUAACUUCCUGUGUGCCAUCUUAGGAGCUUCACUGUGAGGGCGGUCCGAUCGCUACGCUGACUGGAUACACACCACGACUUAAAAUGGCUAAUGAUUGGAUAUUAUACAGCAAGAAACACAGGGAAGCUUUACAGUCUCUGUGCCAUUUCAGCUUUUUUUUGUGUGAUCGCACCCGUGCUUCCUUCAUAGAACACUGGUAGAACAAUACGAGCGGUUCAGUUGGUCUAGGUCUCUUCAACGUUAGCCUAGCGUUAGCUUAGCAUCUCCCUGAUCGGGAGACACUGGUUAGCUGUUAGAGAUGUCAGCUUCAUUUGCUGCUAAUGUGUUAACUGUGAGGGUGAAUGGUCUCGGCAGGGAACGGGGCUGCGACACACUAGACUGGAACAGGUCAUUUAGACACACACACUGUAUAUACACACCCACACACAGUAGGCUAGUGAGUCACUGUCAGGUUGACGCACAUCUUCUCAUUCCUCAUUAUCCACACACGAUUUAAACUCAUAGUGUCAUACUCUUACGCAAAGGUAGUACAUUCAACAGUCUAGUCCCCUCAAACACAACUCUGGACCUUGAAGCUAGUUCCACUGCGUUUUCUUGCAUUGUUGCCCUCUAAUCAAGGGUCUCAUUUAGACCUGGGAGGUGGGUGCAAUUAAUGAUCAGGUAGAACAGAAAAGCAGGAGGCUUCAGACCUCGUAGGGUAAGAGUAGAAUACCCCCUGCUGGUUUAUCACUAUGCAGUAUGUUGUGUAGUCCUGCUAAGAGUUGUAAGCUUUUGUGCGUGUCACGAAGGAGUUUCGCCUUGCAUAUGCAGAUGUGAGACAGGUUAUUAGUACACAGUGUUGCCAAAUUAUCUGAACCCCCCCCUACCCCCCCCCUUGAAUCCGAGACCGUUUAGCAAAGCGAGGAAAAAUAUAUACACUAUGCGUUUGUUAGCAUUGUUGCGGCAGACACGUUUCUAUUAGCGAUACAAUGUAAUGUAGGCGAAUCUCAGGACUUACAUCGGGCAUUGUCUGUUGCCGGGGCUUGCUUGCUUUCCCCUAGUGUGGGUUUGUAUGGAGGUUAGCCAAAUCUUUACCUCCUUCGUCGCUGACCCUGGAGUAUCCCUGUGAGCCUAUUAAGGUCCUAUGAAAUGGUGUCAAAAUACAUCCAUGUCUUAACUAGUCUGGUCCAAGAUAUUUGUGCUCUACUCCCAUGGUCAUUGUCACYCCAAACAAGACCGCACAAACAGGACUGGAUCCAGGCUUUGUCUUAACUGAUCAAAGGGAYAAGGAUCAUCCUGAUGAAUCUUUGAGUUGGACAAUCCACCUCCUAGCCAAUCCCGAUCAUUUUAACUUUGUGGACUGGACACGUGCAUUUCAAUGAAGUGCUAUUACUUUUUGUUUUACCUGCCUUUGUCAUUGUUUUUAUUUGUGUCAUGCGGAUGGUACUGCAUGCAUGUUACUGUAAGCCUAUUCUUUUGUUUAGACAUGUCUUGGUAAAAACAUAUACCAACAUUUCUGAUCAUUUGGGGCACUAUCAGAAGCAAUCAAUUUCUUGUUGUGAGCCGUUGUCAUCAUGUAUCAAGGGUGCAUUCCUUAGGCAUCAAAUGGAAGAAAAUGGACUGAAACAGGUAGGGACAACCUGAACUUAAUAAAUGCUUGUUUUUGUAGCAAGACAUUUUGCUACGGUGUGCACUAAUGAAUACAAACCAUGUGUGGCUGUAGCUCCACACUGUUCUGUCCAGCUGCGAGAAGCUCACCACGUCCAACAAUUACAGGAUAUCCUGUCUCCCUCGGCUGGAGCCCGUCGUCUGUUUCCCGUGUCGCUGCAACCCCUCCACGCUCACAGGAAGUGACAACACGUUCCUCCAAGACACUUUGAGCCCCCCUCCCCCUCGGUUGUAUUCAUUAGGUCCCAAACGGGAGAAAGCAGACUGAAACAAGGAGGGACUACCUGAACUUGCCCAAUACAAAAACACUUGUUUUCCGUUGCAAACCAUUUAGCUACGUUGUGCCAUAAUGAAUAUGACCCCGGUUAACACUAAGGAAAACCCUGCAUAGUAACUCUCGCGCCGUGCCUGUCUCAGUAAAAGUGGAAGUGCAAUCUGGUGUGCGUCCUAAAUACUUGCAAGGGGUCCUAGGAUUUAGGGGAGGUCGGCCUAUUAAGGGGACUGACUACUGCUCUGCCGUGAGUCGCCGAUGUGCUAGAGUAGAUUGUUGUGUGUGUUCAUCAUACAUCAGUCUUAAUUCUGUGAGAGCCUAUUUCUGUAAGUCUUAAUGCUCGAUCCCUUUAAAGAGAUUCAGUUUAAACUCACUGCUGCCUAUUUCACUUGCUUCUUUUCCCUCUCUCAUGCUGUGAUCUCUCCAUCUACUCUGGACUUUUAGAUUUUGUCUGACUUUGUCCUAUGCGUGUCAAUCGGCAAUAGGCUGUGUGUUUGUACACGUGUUCGUCAGAAGUUGGACUGAUGAUGAUGAUGAUCCCGUCACGCCCAAUAAUCCCGUCUAUAAUGCCAUCGAUGAACUGCGCGCUCGUCCGUAGCGCCACAGAAAACGUCUUUCUUCACGUCAUUGAUCGAUGGAACGCAUUUUCAAAUCCAAAGAAACCAUCCACCCUUCCUAUAUAUCGAUGUGUGACAAACUCUGCUGUAAUGACGUGUGGAUACACAGUAUAUAUAUAUAAAUAUAUCUAUAGAAAAAUAUAUUGUCUAUGAUCACAAAUGCAAGUCUCAUCUUUUAAAUGUGUGUAGCCUACUGACUGUGGUCAUACACUGAUACUCUUCGUGAAUUCUGAUGAACUGUUUGAUGAUGUUCCAUGUUUUAUUAAAUACAAGAGGAGCACAAUCAUUUCCACCAUGUCCUA
Messenger RNA from Salvelinus sp. IW2-2015, 9639 nucleotides. The record is from RefSeq and is a predicted model, not a curated record. NCBI's taxonomy places the organism in Eukaryota, Metazoa, Chordata, Actinopteri, Salmoniformes, Salmonidae.